Molecule: messenger RNA, 1908 nt
Organism: Phragmites australis (common reed)
Lineage: Eukaryota; Viridiplantae; Streptophyta; Magnoliopsida; Poales; Poaceae
Exons: 2
Coding region: 176-1690 (504 amino acids)
Source: RefSeq, a predicted model, not a curated record
AUGGCAUCUAGUAUCUAUCUAGUAACAAUGGAUGCACCCUCUUAUAUUAUAUAUAAAAGAAAGGAUGCGAGUCUUGUAUUGCGGGGGAAAAAGAGGAAGAGAAAAGAAUGCGACUCUUGCAACCUUUUCAGUGUCGCAAAAACAAAGAUGGUAAAAACAGUAACUAUUUGAAUGUAUGUUACUCAACGACAAGGGGGUCAAAUCCAAAAGAACAUGCAUGAGUAGCAUGACUCCCAAAGAAAGCUUCACCAUCACACUCUCUCUCGCUUUCUUCAACAAGCCUCGCCUUUCUUCCAUUCCAUUCCAUUCCAUCGGUCGGCUGGUAAUGUUCUUCCUCCCUUCCCUUGUGAAGGUUCCCUCCACUCCCACUUCAAAACAACAACAGCACGCACGGCAAUCAACCAAGCAUCCUUCCCGCUCCACUCACCGAGAGCAGCACGCGCGCAUGGCCAAGCUGGCGUCGUCCUCCAGCUUCGCGCUCCACUUCAUACGCCGCCUCCUCUGCGCGCACAGCGCCGGCAAUGACAGCGCCGGUGAGGGCGCGACAGGAGGCCCGGCGCAGGAACCGGAGGCGAGGAGCCCCUGCAUUGUGGCCAGGCUGAUGGGCCUGGACGCGAUGCCCGCGGAGGCGCCGCACGACCAGCCGCAGGCACUGCGGCGGAGCCGGUCCGCGAGCUACGCGGAAGGGUGGCCACCGCCGUGCUCCGGGGGCGACGCGCCGCGGCCGCGGGCCAUCCGGACGUCGGCGUCGCUGAGGGAGAAACCGGCGUACCUGAGGCAGGAGAACGAGGAGUUCCUGCUCCUCAGCUUCAGCCCGGAGGAGCGCAGCACCAAGGAGGGAGUUUCGCUCUUGCUCGCCGACGCGGGGACGAGGCGCGGCGAGAGGAGACGGGACAGAGCCAAGGAGCAGGGGAGGGGGCACCGCCGCAAGCUGCAGUUCGGCGACCAGGAGGCGGAGUCGUCGUUGGGCCGGCGAAGGGCGGCGGAGUGUGACACGCUGAACUCGAGCCCGGUGUCGGUGCUGGAGGCGCGAGAUGGAUACGAAGCGUCGUCCACCACCACCACCACUUGGUCUUCCUUGGAAGAGGUGGAGCAAGCAGAGCCCUGCUCGGCUACCUCAGAAGAAGCUCAGUUCACACUAGAGCAGCUGAGCUCAAGGAGGAAGCUGCGACCGAAUUUCGACCAGUUCGACAACCUGUCUCCUGCAGGAAGCACUUGCCAUGCCUCAAGAUGUUCAGACAGGGAGAGGACGAACAGAAGAGUGGUGAACAAGGCUGAGGUGAUCACCCCAGAUGUGACUGGCAUCUGGCUACCCAUUUGUCGACUGGUUGAGGAAGAUCUCAAGAAGAACAUGGAAUGGCUUACUCGGGAUGGCGCAAAAGUCGUCGCCGAGAUGGAGUCAGGCAUCCUUGAUCUGCUCAUAUGCGAGGCAACGGAUGAACUCUUGCAGCUAAGCUCCGAUGCCUUGUGUGCUCCGAUGUACAGUUCUAAACUUGAUCGGCUCAUCUUGGACAUGGCUAAGCUCCGAUGCUGUGUGUACCUGUGUCCAAGAAAUGUUCAGGCAAGACGACCAAUUGGAGGUAGCCAUGUCCAAGAAAUGUCCAGGCAAGACAAGCAAUUGGAGGCUACUGAACAAGGAUUCAUGAAAUGUCAAUCGCCCUCCGGUUGUGACUUGUGUCCUAAAAUAUGAUCGUAAGCUGGUUUAGCAUGAUAUCAAGUUCUUGACAACAUGAAGUGAAAAUGCAAACAUAGCAGCAGACAAUAUUCAGAGAUUGUUGAACCUGAAGAUCUCAGGAACCUGCACUCUCUGUACUGCCAAGUUUAAAACUGUACAUUCUUUUACUCUACUUCAACUCCAUGUACUAGCACCUGAAUAACUGAAUGACAUCUGAGUUAGUUACAUAUAAA